UUGCAAAAAUGGGGUGUCAUCAGAUCCUCCUCCGCCUCCUCUGUUUCCUCUUUUUCUUACAUUCCUCCUCCCUUCCCUUUGCCUCGCCGCUUUGCCCUCCUGACCAACACGAUGCCUUGCUUCUCUUCAAGAAUUCCUUCGUGCUCGAUCUCAUGGCGUCGGCCAAUUGUGAUUGGUACGGCCCUGUCGUGUCUUAUCCGAAGACAAACUCAUGGAACAAGAGCGUGGACUGCUGCUCGUGGGACGGCGUCACUUGCGACAGCGUCACCGGCAACGUCGUCAGUCUCGACCUUGCUUGCAGUCGGCUUCGUGGCCCUCUCCAUUCCAAUAGCUCCCUCUUUCUCCUUCGCCAUCUUCAAAAUCUUAACCUUUUCGGUAAUGACUUUGCCGGCUCGCGUAUUUCCCCUAAUCUGGGUGCAUUUGCAGGGUUGACUCAUCUCAAUCUCUCUAGUUCGUGCUUUACGGGUACCGUUCCCCGUGAAAUCCCUUGCCUCUCCAAGCUGGUGUCACUUGAUCUCUCUGUCAAUUAUGUUGACACCGCCUACUCGUCCUCUUCUCUCAGGUUGGAAAAUCCGAUCUUCACAAUGCUUGUUCAGAAUCUGACAACAUUGAGAAAGCUUGUCCUUGAUGAAGUAGACAUGUCCAUGGUUUCACCAAAGUCCUUCGCGAAUUUGUCUUCUUCUCUGACAUAUUUGAGCGCUUCUUAUUGUUCCUUGGGAGGGGUGUUGUUUCUAGAUACUGUUUUUCGAUUACCGAGCCUCACUCAUCUCGAUUUAAGUGCCAAUGAUGACAUGUCACGGACUCUUCCCACUUCCAAUUGGACUGGUCCUCUCAAAUAUUUGUCUCUCUCGUAUACCAACUUUUCGGGAGAAAUACCAGAUUCAAUUGGUAACAUGGAGAGUUUAAUAGUUUUAGAGCUUAGCGGUUGCGGAUUCACAGGACACAUCCCCUCGUCAAUGUGGAAUCUCAAGCAACUCCAAAUUCUAUAUCUUGAUUGGAAUAACUUUAGCGGAGUUGUAGAGUUUGAAAACUUUACAAACUUCAAAUAUCUCCGGGAGCUUGGGGUUUCUCACGAACUAAAUCUAAUCUAUGAUGCACCGAAGUAUACAUUCCCGAAGCUUGAAGUGUUGUGGUUGAGUUCUUGCAACUUAACCAAGUUCCCCUACUUCUUGAGUUCAUUGAAAAGAUUAACACACUUAGACCUCUCUUUCAAUAGGAUUAGUGGGGAGAUCCCUCCAUCUUCAACUUCUAACUUUAGAGCCUACAAUAAUAAUUUCACCGGUGAGAUUCCCUCUUUGAUUUGUCAGUUGAGUUCACUCCAGUUUUUAAAUUUUUUUAAUAAUAGUCUCUCCGGGAAUAUUCCAUCAUGCUUAGGUAAUAUAACCAAUCUCGAGAUUCUAAAGUUGAGCAAUAAUAAAUUACAAGGACCAUUGCCGCGUUCCCUAGUCAAAUGCGUGAAGUUAUUAUCACUAUUUCUCGAUCACAACGAGUUCAGUGAUAUCUUCCCACAUUGGCUGGAAGCACCGCAAUUACUGAGACUUGAUUUGCAAUCGAACAAAUUUAAUGGUUACAUUAACCUCACUGCUUUUGGACUCUCCUUCCUUGCUCUUGAGCUUUUGGUUAUUUCCAACAACAAUUUCACUGGACGGUUGCCCACAGAACUUUUCUCAAACACAUCAUUAGCUGUCAUAGAUUUGUCCAACAACAAGUUUGGAGGGCCAAUUCCGCUUCCAUCUCCUGUCACAUCUUAUUAUUCCAUUGCAAAUAAUAAAAUAACAGGAAAGAUCCCCUCUUUGAUAUGCAAUGCCACAAAGCUCGAGAUCAUUGAUUUGUCCAACAACAGCUUAACAGGUAGCUUGCCUCGGUGCUUGACAACUUUUAGCACCGAUCUGUCGGUUUUGAACUUGAGAAUGAAUUACCUCAAGGGCACAAUUCCUCAUUCAUUUUCUUCGAGAAGCAGUUUGAUGACUCUUGACUUGAGUCGAAAUCUAUUUGAAGGCACAUUGCCCCGGUCCCUUGUCAAAUGUAAAAAGCUUGAAGUUCUGGAUCUCGGUGACAAUCGGAUACAGGAUACAUUCCCAAGAUGGUUGGGAACACUGCCAGAACUAAAAGUUCUUGUUUUGAAAUCCAACAAUUUGAAGGAUCUUGUGGAUAUUCCCAUGGGAGCUCACCUCUUUCCCAAGUUGCACAUUCUGGACCUCUCCAACAACAACUUUAGCGGUCCGUUGCCAGCCAAUUUGAUAACGAACCUUAAAGGCAUGAUGACUGUCGAGAAUGGGCAAGACAAAUCACUUUAUAUGACACGAUCUUUUGGAUCGGCGUCAUACGAGAACUCCGUGACCGUGACGAUGAAAGGGCUAGAGAUUGAGCUGGUGAAGAUCUUGACCUUCCUCACGAUUAUUGAUUUGUCGCACAACUCUUUCCAAGGGGAUAUUCCCGAAGUUAUCGGACAUCUUCACUCUCUCGUAGGGCUCAACCUUUCUCGUAACCACCUUACGGGUUUCAUCCCUCCAACUCCGGGGAACUUGACUAACCUUGGAUGGCUUGAUCUUUCUUCGAACAAGCUUAGAGGAGCAAUUCCUAGAAAUUUGGGAGAUUUGGCAUCCCUUGGGUACUUAAACCUCUCGAAGAACCAACUCACCGGUCGAAUUCCACAAGAUAAGCAAUUGGGCACAUUUCCAAGCGACUCGUUUAAUGAAAAUCCAGGCUUAUGUGGAGCUCCAUUGCCAAAUGCAUGCCGUAGUGAUGCUCAAUCUCAUCCACCAGCAUCCUCAUCAACUUCUGAUCGCAAAGGGCAUGAGAGUUGGUUUGAGCAAAAAACAGUGUGGCUAGGCUAUGCAUCGGGAAUCGUGAUUGGGAUUUCGAUAGCUUACAUUGCAUUUGAAAUAGAGAAACCCAAAUGGCUCAUGCGAGGUGUGAGAAUGCUGGAGAGAAGAGCAGCCGAGUGGACAGAGAAGCCAAAGCGGAAGGCCAUCAAAUUUCAUGGACAGUGAAAUUGUUUGAGGAGUUGUCUCGGUAAAAUAGCAUGGCAAAUUCAGUUAAUAAAGAUGUCACCAAACCAGCUUGAAAUGUUGUUUUCCUUA
Molecule: messenger RNA, 3083 nt
Organism: Rhodamnia argentea
Lineage: Eukaryota; Viridiplantae; Streptophyta; Magnoliopsida; Myrtales; Myrtaceae
Product: receptor-like protein 9DC3
Exons: 2
Coding region: 9-2993 (994 amino acids)
Molecular function (GO): protein binding
Source: RefSeq, a predicted model, not a curated record